This is a messenger RNA of Adineta ricciae, 1575 nucleotides long. NCBI's taxonomy places the organism in Eukaryota, Metazoa, Rotifera, Eurotatoria, Adinetida, Adinetidae. The record is from the annotation of a GenBank genome assembly.
AUGGUCUUACUCGCUGCAUCUAUUUGUACGAAGGCUGGCAAACCACUUGUCUCGCGACAAUUCGUGGAAAUGACACGAUCGCGUAUCGAAGGUUUACUUGCUGCGUUUCCAAAAUUAAUCGGCGCAGGUAAACAACAUACGUUCGUGGAAACCGAUACUGUUCGUUACGUCUAUCAACCAUUCGACAAACUCUACAUGGUUUUAUUAACAACAAAAGCAAGCAAUAUCUUAGAAGAUUUGGAAACAUUAAGAUUGUUUUCUCGUGUGAUUCCGGAGUAUUGUAAAACGGUCGAUGAAAAAGAAGUGUUUCAACAUGCAUUCGAGUUAUUAUCUGCAUUCGAUGAAAUAGUUGCAUUGGGCUACAAGGAAAAUGUGAAUUUAGCACAAAUUCGUACAUUUACAGAAAUGGAUUCCCAUGAUGAACGCGUUCAUGACGCAAUGAGAAAGACUCAAGAACAAGAAGCCAAGGAUCGAAUGAAGCAGAAGGCGAAAGAAUUCGAAUUGCAACGACGUGCUCAACAACGUCUCGGCGGGCCAAAAACAUACGGAAGUUCAUCUGGCAUAUCAUCAAACAUGUAUAGUAGCUCAUCGAAUGAUUCAAAACCUGACAUCACACCCACGCCAGUGACAUUCCCAAGUAGUGGACCAACUACGAGUCGUUCCGGUACAACUGUAGGUGGUGGAAGAGGUAUGGUAUUGGGUAAAAAGGGCAAAAAUGUUGAAGAAUUUGUCAAUCAAUUGAAAUCCGAGGGAGAAGUGGUGGCAAAUACCGUACCCGUAACAACAGGUGCUGGUGGAGCAACGGGGAAAGCAAAAACACAGAGUGUCUCAAUCGCUGACUCACAGAAGGGAGAUGUUCAUUUGAAACAAGAAGAGAAGUUAACGGUCCGGUGUGGUCGUAAUGGUGGCGUAGAAAAUCUCGAAGUACAGGGCAUGAUUAUGUUACGUGUCAAAUCAGAGGAUUGUGGCCGUAUUACUGUCGCUAUUGACAACAAAGAAUCGCGUGGUGUUCAAUUACAAACUCACCCGAAUAUUGAUAAGAAGCUAUUUACAAACGACUCGUUGAUUGGCUUGAAAAAUUCCGAUCGGCCCUUUCCUGCUAAUCAAGAAGUGGGUGUACUCAAAUGGCGUUAUACAUCAACUGAUGAUAGUGAAAUUCCAUUGACAAUUAAUUGCUGGCCAAACGAAACACCGAAUGGUGGAUGCGACGUGAAUAUUGAAUACGAAUUACAAAAUAAGAACCUAGUUUUAAAAGAUGUUCAAAUUAGCGUUCCAUUGCCGGGUGGUGGACAAACGCCAGUUAUUGAUAAAAUCGAUGGCGACUAUCAAUUCGAUAGUCGAAAAACAACAUUAAUUUGGACAUUGCCCGUCAUCGAUCAAUCGAAUUCGGAAGGUUCCUUAGAAUUUUCUGUUCGUGGCAAAGCAAGCGAUUUCUUUCCAAUUCAAGUUGAUUUCGUUUCUGAAACACCAUUCUGUAACAUCAAAAUUGCUGGCGUUCGAUCUGUUGUUAAUCGAGAAUCCGUUGCGUACUCAAGUGAAACAAAUCUCCUCGUCGAUAAAUAUGAAUAUGUUUAA